CAGACAGGGUCUGGUCACCAGCUUCAGGAAAACUGGGGUAGUUGUAGGGCUCAAGCUGUGGAAGCAGCAGCAGUUUGCUGACUCUAGAUCAUAGUGGUGCGCCCUUGAAAUCAACAUCCAGGAGCAGAUUUCUAUCUUCCUGUCCACCAAUUUUCUCCUGCCUUUGGUUAGACCUAUGAUCAUUCCCGUGAGGCUUCCCUGAAUGUUUUCUUGUGUCUUCCUUGUUCUUAAUCUUAAUACCUCAAUAUGGACCUGCUACUUUAACUAAGACACGACCAGCAAUGAGUAGUAGUAAGAUAUGUGCUGAUUAGAAGGCUCACUUGUGCAGUGUGGAGGAUAAGCAGUGCCUUACAAAAAUGGGGUUUGGGAGUGACCUGAAGAACUCACAUGAAGCUGUGUUAAAAUUACAAGACUGGGAAUUACGAUUGCUGGAAACAGUGAAGAAAUUUAUGGCUCUGAGGAUAAAAAGUGAUAAAGAAUAUGCAUCUUCUUUACAGAACCUUUGUAAUCAAGUUGAUAAGGAAAGUACUGUCCAAAUGAAUUAUGUCAGCAAUGUGUCCAAGUCUUGGCUACUUAUGAUUCAGCAGACCGAACAACUUAGUAGGAUAAUGAAGACGCAUGCAGAGGAUCUAAACUCUGGACCCUUACACAGGCUUACCAUGAUGAUCAAGGACAAGCAGCAGGUGAAGAAAAGUUACGUAGGUGUCCAUCAGCAGAUAGAGGCAGAGAUGAUCAAGGUUACAAAAACAGAAUUGGAGAAAUUAAAAUCCAGUUAUAGACAAUUAAUAAAAGAAAUGAAUUCUGCCAAAGAGAAAUAUAAAGAAGCUUUAGCUAAAGGGAAGGAAACAGAAAAGGCCAAGGAACGUUAUGACAAAGCUACAAUGAAACUUCAUAUGUUGCAUAAUCAGUACGUAUUGGCACUAAAAGGGGCACAGCUUCAUCAGAAUCAGUAUCAUGACACCACACUUCCUCUGCUUCUGGAUUCCUUACAAAAGAUGCAAGAAGAGAUGAUAAGAGCUCUAAAAGGAAUAUUUGAUGAAUACAGCCAGAUAACCAGUCUUGUUACAGAAGAAAUAGUGAAUGUUCAUAAGGAGAUUCAAUUGUCAGUUGAACAGAUAGAUCCUAGCACAGAAUACAAUAAUUUCAUAGAUGUUCACAGAACAACAGCUGCUCAAGAACAAGAAAUUGAGUUUGAUACUUCCUUAUUAGAAGAAAAUGAAAACCUUCAGGCAAAUGAGAUCAUGUGGAAUAAUUUAACAGCAGAAAGUUUGCAAGUAAUGUUGAAAACUUUAGCUGAAGAACUUAUGCAGACACAGCAGAUGCUUCUAAACAAGGAGGAGGCUGUCCUGGAGCUAGAGAAGAGAAUUGAAGAGUCUUCUAAGACCUGUGAAAAGAAGUCUGAUAUUGUGCUUCUGCUAAGCCAAAAACAGACACUUGAAGAGCUGAAACAAUCGGUCCAACAGCUGAAAUGCACUGAGGCAAAGUUUGCAGCACAGAAAGAAUUACUAGAGCAAAAAGUACAAGAAAAUGAUGGAAAAGAGCCACCUCCAAUAGUAAAUUAUGAAGAAGAUGCACGAUCAGUUACAUCUAUGGAAAGAAAAGAGAGGCUCUCCAAAUUUGAAUCUAUUCGUCAUUCAAUUGCUGGAAUAAUUAGGUCUCCAAAAUCUGUACUGGGCUCCUCAGCACUUUCUGAUGUGAUCUCCAUAAGUGAGAAGCCCCUGGCGGAACAAGAUUGGUACCAUGGUGCAAUUCCCAGAAUAGAAGCACAAGAUCUGUUAAAGCAACAAGGAGACUUCUUGGUGCGCGAGAGUCAUGGGAAACCUGGUGAAUAUGUCCUUUCUGUAUAUUCUGAUGGACAGAGGAGACACUUUAUCAUACAAUUUGUUGAUAAUCUGUAUCGAUUUGAGGGCACUGGGUUUACAAACAUCCCUCAACUAAUAGAUCAUCACUACACAACAAAACAAGUCAUCACUAAGAAAUCAGGUGUAGUUCUGCUGAAUCCUAUUCCUAAGGAUAAGAAAUGGAUUCUCAAUCAUGAAGAUGUCACAUUGGGAGAAUUACUAGGCAAGGGAAAUUUUGGUGAAGUAUAUAAGGGCACAUUAAAGGAUAAAACUAAUGUUGCUGUUAAAACAUGUAAAGAAGAUCUUCCUCAGGAAUUGAAAAUAAAAUUUUUACAAGAAGCCAAAAUUCUCAAGCAAUACGAUCAUCCCAAUAUUGUCAAACUCAUAGGAGUUUGCACACAAAGACAACCUGUCUACAUCAUUAUGGAACUGGUUCCAGGAGGUGACUUCCUCUCCUAUCUGAGAAAGAAGAAGGAUGAACUAAAACUCAAACAGUUGGUGAAAUUUUCCCUAGAUGCUGCUGCUGGUAUGUUAUAUCUCGAGAGUAAAAACUGUAUACACAGGGACCUUGCUGCAAGAAACUGCCUCGUAGGUGAAAAUAAUAUUCUAAAAAUCAGCGACUUUGGAAUGUCUCGUCAAGAGGAUGGUGGGGUAUAUUCAUCUUCUGGCUUAAAGCAGAUUCCCAUUAAAUGGACAGCACCAGAAGCUCUUAAUUAUGGAAGAUACAGUUCUGAGAGUGAUGUAUGGAGCUUUGGCAUCCUGCUCUGGGAGACCUUCAGCUUAGGGAUCUCUCCGUACCCUGGAAUGACAAAUCAACAAGCACGAGAGCAAGUGGAAAGAGGAUACCGGAUGUCAGCCCCUCAGAACUGUCCAGAGGAAAUUUCUAAAAUUAUGAUGAAGUGUUGGGAUUAUAAUCCUGAAAACCGUCCUACAUUCAGUGAACUUCAGAAAGAGCUUACUAUCAUCAAAAGGAAAAUCACAUAGUCAGUGCCAAGCUCAGCCUUCAAGACUCUGUCCUCCAGCAGAUUAAUAGUGUUCUCGUUAAUGAUGAGUUUAUACCAUAUUGCUGGCAACCAUCCUGUAAGGUUAUUAUUAUUUUUUUUAACUAUGUGAAAUGCAGAUUUAUCCAAGAAAUAGUCCUACCAAGGCCUUUUUUGGCUAACCAAGCGAUCCUACCAUUUCAGACCACUGUAAAUAGAAAAGCACAGGUUCUAAACAUGUGAAAGAUUUAAAAAAAAAAAAAAAAACUGUUUUUUUCACACCUAGGACCACUGAUGUUUCUCCAUCAGGCACAGUUUGUGGGCUACUAUCCUAUGCCACAGACCCUACUCAGUUGGUGCUAUAAGUUUUCACAUUCCAAACACAGCUGGCUUUCAACUCUGUCAAGGUGAGAGUCUGUCUGUAAAUAGACACUUGUAGGAGGAAUUAUUUGGAAUGCGCAUGACUGUGGGGGGUUUUUUUGGGUUUCUUUUUUUUUUUUUCGUUUUGACAGAAAUAAGCCCAAUAAGAAUCAUCAUGCUCCUGCACUGUCAAUUCCCUCAGCCUGAAUAUGAACUGUCCUCAGAGCACCCCUUUAAAGGAUGUUAGAUUGCUGAGACAGCAAGAAGUAUAACCAGCAAGGUAGUCUGGGGGGAAAGAGCAGCUAGAGUGGUGCUCAACUUAAAUGAAAAUAUAAAGGUAUGUUUUAUAAACCCAUGCAUGUCCAUUUUAAUGUUGUCUGAAUUCACCAAAAAGGCCCCAGGAGUCCUCUUAAUGGCAAGAAAUUUUCAAAGCUCUACAGGGUACAAGUGACAGUUAAGUAUCUUCCUCAUAGAAGGGUCAUUCCCUCCAGUUGUACCAGUUUCCAGAGCUGUCAGAAGUCAUGGUUCUAGUUCACAAAUAUUUGUGUAUGUCUACACCCUACUGAAGUACAAGGCGGGUGUGAAUUAAAUAGAGGGUUCAGAAAUCAAAUGAGUACUAAUGAGAAAAGAAAGCCCUGAUCUUUCCACUUUUCUUCAUUUACCCUUAUCAUGCUUCCUAGAAAUCUUCAGUAGCUGACAGGUGUGCAAGUACAGUGCUCAAAAUGUACCACCAUAAAAACUAGGAUUCUUUUGAGGUGAAUCUUAGUGCAUCCAGGCAACUUACCCAACCAUCUAUAUGUAGGAGAUGGUCAUGUUUAGGGGUAAAGGUGGCCUAGAAGUCUUUUAUAAGUGCUUGAGGCUGUGUCCAGAUAUAUAUAUCACCUUAGGAAUUAUUGGGAAGAGCUUAAGAGAUAGAACAUUCCUUUCUCUCACUGUUUGCUGCCUGUGAAUACCAUUGUGCAGAACUCAAGAGAAGAAUGACUUGUGUCCAUUGCAAAUAUCCUUGCAAAUUUUGUACCCUUUCAAUGAUUAGCACAUUCAGACCAAAAUGAAGGAAUAAUAAAUUUGCCUUUAACAUUACAAAACUUCUUUUUAAUCAGCAUAGUUCUCCCUAAGGUCAAAUAUUAUAAGUACAUGGAACUUUCUUUUGAUAGCAUUAAGUAGACAAGACAUUUCAACCCCUUUCCAUACUUCCAAGUGAAUCUGUUUUUAAUUUUUUUUUUUUUUUUAAAUAGCCAGACUCUGUUCACUUAGGCCUCAACACUAAGCUCUCAGCAAGGAGAGAAUAAUGGCUCCGACUUUAAUUUUGUGAACAAAACCCAAAGCUUAAUCCUUGCAUUCUGGUGUAAAGAAUGAACAUGGUAUUGAUAUUUCACUCACUCAGGCUGUUAGAAUUUGCAAUUCACAUCAUAGCUGUUUAAAUUAAAAAAGCUUUUCAAAACAUCAUGACAUCUGCAGCAUUUAAAUUCUAUUUUAUUCCUUGUCCUGAAGCAGGUUGUGCUACAGUUCAAGAUUAAUAACUCAUUGGGAGUCUUUCAGGAUCAUAUCAGUUGUAUAGAAUAUUAAAUUUAAUAUAGGCUCAUGCAUUAAGAAAAGCUUAUGCAAACAUUUUUUACUGUUAAUUUUGUUAUGCUUCAAGCAUAAUUUAUUCAUCCCUUCUGUCACUGAUAAUUAUUGGAAUUAUGUACUUUAGGAGGCUAAUCCAUACCCAGAAAGCACACAAAUACUGUUCUGAAUUUGCAAGUUGAUUCAGGGAAAAGAGAGGGUUCAGAAAUGCACCAAAUCCUAUGAAUUGUUUAAUUGUAACCAAAAUUUCCAGUGGUCUGAAUGCGACUCUGGUCAUAAAUCUUUGUUAUAUGCAACUCUUAGAGUACUGAUAUCAAUGGAUCAUCUAUUUCUCCCUUCUUAAGUCCUUAAAUGCAUUAAUCCAUGAUGGGAGGUGUAGUAAGGACAGGCAAUCUGACUGUUACCUGAACUAUCGACCUGGAAUCACCAAGGAGUCUUGUUGGGGAUUUUUUUUUUUUUAAAUCACCAUUUAUUAUUAAUCUGAAUGCUAAAAUUUUAUAUUCCAUAUAAUCAAAGUUAUCUCAAAGCCAACAUUUUUUUUCUUCUGGGAAAAUAAAUAUUAUUGGGUUUUGUUUAAGUUCUCAGAAACAGAUUUCAGCUUCUCCUGCCACAAAGUUCCUAGUGAAAAGACUCAUUUAUUUAUCUUCUCUAAUUUGUAUUGGCGGGGUUAUAGCUCAGUGGUAGAGUGAGUGGGUUGGAUCCUCACCACCAUAUGAAGAUAUUGUGUCCAUCCACCAUUAAAAACAUUCUUUAAAAUUAUAUAUAUGCAGUAUAGUGUUCCCCAUCCAUAUUUCACCAAUUUCAAUAUUAAAAGAUUUCCUAGCUGAUCAGCAUACACAGGAGCCUACUUGUGUCAGGUGUUAUUCAGGAUUACUUAGAAGACAAAAAUGUCGUUGAAAUAGUUCUGUUUUCCUGACCUUUACUUCAGUUUCACCAUAUAGUUUUAAAACGUUUAACUAGUACCACUAAAGUAACUUGAAUGCCAUUUUUGUGAAGCCAGGGUCUGUAAAGUGUUCUAAUUGUAACAUAGUACACACUGAGUACCUUGUAAACAAAAACUAGAAUGCAGGACACCUAACUGAACCACAGUGACAUACAACACAGAUAUGAGUUACACCACUUGAGAUGCUUUAAGACUGCAUCUGAACAGAUUUCAUGUAUACUAUUUACCUGACAUCACCAAGGAGCCUUGGUGGGGGAUUUUUUUUUUAAUCACCAUUUUAUUACUAAUCUGAAAUCUAAAAUAAUCUUAUAUUCCAUGUAAUCGAAGUGGCUGUGUGUCCUCUACAGUAGGAUUGAUAUCUUAGAAGAGUUGCCUCAAACCUCUUUUUACACACACUCCCUUUGUCCCACCAGUGAUAUUAGAUGUUUCUCAUCAUCAACAGAACUGAUUGUCCUGUGUAUUCUGAGUCAUGGAAAGACCAGCAUGUAAGAAGUCAGUCCUUUCACAAAAGAGAAUACUGAAAAAUAAGACCGUGUUUUCUUUAUUAAUCUCAAGGGGAAUCAAAGAUUUUGUAUGAAAAGGAGAUAAUAUUUCCAUUAUAGUACUAAGUUAGCAUGAAAGUUUACUAUUAAAGUGUUACCUCUUGUUACUGACUUGCUUAUACAUACCAGAAGUGUUUCAUUAAAGAUUUUUCCUCUGGUUUUGGUUAGUUUCACA
Molecule: messenger RNA, 6407 nt
Organism: Marmota monax (woodchuck)
Lineage: Eukaryota; Metazoa; Chordata; Mammalia; Rodentia; Sciuridae
Gene: Fer
Product: FER tyrosine kinase
Exons: 20
Coding region: 357-2825 (822 amino acids)
Biological process (GO): regulation of mast cell degranulation; regulation of actin filament polymerization; chemotaxis
Molecular function (GO): non-membrane spanning protein tyrosine kinase activity; ATP binding
Source: RefSeq, a predicted model, not a curated record